AUGUCAAAAACUCAGAGUAAUUAUGCUAGAUUAAAAAGUAUCGAUGACACGAAAUUAGAAAAUACUGCAGCUGAAAAUGUAGAAAGUGCAGAAAUAUUGGAAGCAAAAGAAAGCUACAUGAAAGAAAUUUUAAAAUCGCUUAAACAAGAACCAGAUAUAGGCUUAUUAAGGAUAUUAGAUUAUAAGUCCAAAAUAUCAAUACUAGAGACAGAAAUCAAAGAGCUAAAAAAUUAUGAAGCAUUGAAAAAUAAAUUAUAA
Dentiscutata heterogama is the source of this 258-nucleotide messenger RNA. The record is from the annotation of a GenBank genome assembly. Lineage: Eukaryota; Fungi; Glomeromycota; Glomeromycetes; Diversisporales; Gigasporaceae.